Molecule: messenger RNA, 693 nt
Organism: Trichomonas vaginalis G3
Lineage: Eukaryota; Parabasalia; Trichomonadida; Trichomonadidae
Exons: 1
Coding region: 1-693 (230 amino acids)
Source: RefSeq, a predicted model, not a curated record
AUGAACCUUGAUCCCGCAUGGGAGAAGAAGAUUCUUGCCGAUGUAGCUAAUUUAAGAGUUGUGCUUGCACAAAAAGCUGAUAAGUCAGCUGUUGAACAGAUUAACAGAUAUCAAAAUGAAAUUACAAACCUAAGAAUUACAAAUGCUACUCGACUUGAUCUUUCUAACAAGAAUCCUGAUGAUCCUGAAGUUAUUUGCCAAAUGUGCAUCGAUAACGAUGAUAUGGAAACUGCAUUCUUGACUAUUCUAAAGCAUAUUGAAACGCUUUCAUCUACAAAAGCAGAGGUUAAAGCUGUAGAAAAGAAAGCAUCAAAAAAAUACGUUGAAGGCUUAUUUGAAAGAUUAAAUAGCAUAAAUCGACAGCAAAUACAAGAUGCUAACGCUCAUUUAAGAGACACUCUUGAAGCUAAACUAAAUAGACUCAAUAAUGCAUUCGACGACUUUACAAGAAAAGUAAGUAAUCACAUCGACGAUUGUCACUCGAGAUGUGAGCAAUUAGAAGUAUUUGUUCAACAUGCAAAGGAAGUUACACAGCGUAGAAACGACACUCCUAAAAACUCAUCAAAUAAUACCCCAACAAAAUCUCCUCAUAUAGUUAAAAGAAUGUCUUCACAAUUUGCACGGCCAUCUACUCAUGUGGGAAUUAGCACUAAACAAAAAGAUUCAAUGCUUGUUGUAUUUUCUUCAAUAUAA